AUGUGGGCAUUCCGAUCACUUUUUCUGGCACUUUCCUUGUCCAGUGCAUUAAAUCUACUUCCACAAGUGCUAUCCUUCUCUCCCGAUAUGGUUUCCGUGAGGGCUCACGGCACAGCAAGAGAAAGUGUUCUGAAAACAUCAACCAGUGAUGACGAUAUGGAAACUCCUUCCAGAAGAAGCGUUGUAUCCAGCAUUGGUCUGGUGGGUGCAAGUGGUCUUCUUUCCGCACUGGUCCCUCCCGCCAUGUCAUUGGCAGCUGAAACAGAAAGCUUUGCAGAGAUUGCUGCCCGUGCCAACAAAAUUUCAAAAGAACUAGACACAGCCCCUUCCAUAUCGGAAGUUCGCAAGACCGACAAGACCAUGUAUGAUUUUACCUUGCCCAUAGAGGGGGCUGACAAAUCUCUCGCGGAUAUUGUCCGACAACAAUUUGAUGAAUCUGGAAACAAUGCCAAGGUGAAGGCUAUUCUUGUGGUGAAUAUCAAACAAGACGAUCCAGUGGCUCGCAAGGACAUUCCAGAACUGAUUUCCCUCGUCACCAAGUAUGGGCGAAAUGGUGAAUUUGUGGUUGUUUGCUGUCCAACAGAACAAGGAUACUUUGAACCGGACACAUCCACAUUGAUCCGUUUGAAACUUGCUUCAGAGUACGGAUAUGGUAUCAACCCUGCUUCUGUUGUUACUGACAAGGUGAACCUUCUGGGUACUGGAGCUCAUCCUUUCUGGAGGUGGUUGGAGGGAACUUCCAGGACACCUGCUGGACUUGGAAGAGUUCAGGGUAAUUUUGAAAAGUUCUUGCUAGAUGGCAGGAGUGGGCUUCCUUUGAGACGCUAUCCCAGAAAAUACAUGCCACUAGAUAUCAAGGAUGAUAUUGAGGCUGUCAUUGCUGGUAGACCCGUGCCUCCUGCAGGUGCAAACUGGGCGGAGGAAUGGCGAGGGGCUGCUGCAGAGGCUGAACGAGACACCUAUCGUUUUGAGAAGGGAUUGAAUGUCUUUGAUCAAUAG
Seminavis robusta is the source of this 999-nucleotide messenger RNA. Lineage: Eukaryota; Bacillariophyta; Bacillariophyceae; Naviculales; Naviculaceae. The record is from the annotation of a GenBank genome assembly.